This is a messenger RNA of Gongylonema pulchrum, 1746 nucleotides long. Lineage: Eukaryota; Metazoa; Nematoda; Chromadorea; Rhabditida; Gongylonematidae. The record is from the annotation of a GenBank genome assembly.
GAUAAUGAAACGUAACCCAACUCAAAAAGUUAAAAAGUACGCGAAGAGGUAUCCGGAGAGCGUUGUUCUGAUGUGGAUCGCAAAUGCACCAAAAACUGCUCGUAAUAAGAAUCCCAGCGAGUCCGAAAACAAACAAAAUUAUAGCAAAAAUGGCCUAAGAAACACAGUGAUAUUAACGGUUUCUUGCAGACUUCAGUCGUUGUACAUCCAUUUUUUGUACAACGUUCCCAACUCGGGUGAAUUGCUAGAAGUCAAUCUUAUGCGUCCGCUCGAUGAAUUAUUCGCGCAAACAUGUGACAAAAUAAAAGAAAAACUGCAAAAAUCAUUCUUGAAGCAGACGAAACAAAUGCUUUGUGAUGAAGUGUUGGACUAUGAAUUUGUCGUCUCAGCACCGUGCCUUCCAAAUCUGCUUUUAUCUACCAACGAACAAGUCUACGAGGACAAGGAAUUUGCGGAAUUGCAUAUCAAUGAUGAUUUUUAUCGUAUCGUACGAGAUCCGCCGCGAUGUACUAAGCUUGCUUUGAAACUAAAACCAAUCGUUGAAUGCCCAUUGAUGGCCACAUCGCAAAAAGUCGAUCCGUGUUUUCACUGGUACGUAGCGGACGCAGAUAUCUCACUGACCAUACCACAGUUAGAAAGCACUUCAGCUGGUCAGUCGAGUUUUUCAAUAAAGGAUUGGACAUAUCGCUGUUCCGGGCCGUUUUUCUGUCCUAGUAUAGAAGAUGUUGGGAAACGUGUUUGCGUGUUGUUGGAUAUGGGACCUGAUUCAAUAGUGCAGUGCAUAGCUAGUGAUGAUUUGGUAUCCGUGGUCGAUGAACCGCUCAUUUUUGAAGAAAGGCAGUCCUUGCAUUGCGAAUGUCGUGCAGAUAAUGGCUCUGUACGAUUGAUGUCUUACAACGUUCUUGCUGACCUAUAUCUAGACUUGAAGCUAAGGCAAGAAGAUUUGUAUUUUCCAUAUUGCCCAAAAGAAUAUCAAGAUUAUGCGUAUCGAUAUCCGCUCUUACUCAGAGAAAUUCCAGGUUAUAAUGCAGAUAUAAUAUUCCUGCAAGAAGUGGAUGAACGAUUGUGGUUGCGUUUUUUACCUGUUUUAAUGUCAGCUUACAAUUACGGCACUCAUUUUAAAAGGAAAGGACUGCAGGUUAAUGAAGGAUUGGUUAUCUGUUAUCGUAAUGAGCAAUUCAGUGAUAUUGGCUCAGGAGAUAUUCUGCUGCUUGCUAAUACCCAUCUGUUUUUUGAUCCACGUUAUGAAAUCAUCAAAAUAUUGCAAGCAUUGCUCUGUGCUCGAUGGAUUGCGCGCAUCGCUUGCGAAUGUGCAAUCCGAAAACCCGAACUGCGACUGCGCAUUUUAUUCGCUGGCGAUUUUAACAGCACCUCGGAUGGAGCUGUCUUUGAAUUGUUAAGCACUGGCAGCUUUUCCAACAGAUGUGAUUCUCUUACGUACAGUAAGUACUUACAAGAUGAUGUCGUUUUCACCAUUCAGCCAUCUUCAUCUAUGUAUAGUUUGAAAUUGAAAAGUUUGGCUGAUGAAACGCAAUUCACAAAUUUUACGCGUCAUUACCGGUACAGCGGAGAAAUUGCCGGUUUUGAAGGAUGUUUGGAUUAUAUUUGGGGGAGCGAAAACAUCGAAGUUGAAAAAGUAGUACCGAUGCCACCAAAAGAACUGGUGAAGAAAUACACUGCGUUACCGUCGAAGAUCUGUCCCAGCGACCACUUGCCUUUGGUGUGUGAUGUACGGUUUUGUUGAAC